This is a messenger RNA of Plenodomus lingam JN3, 1821 nucleotides long. NCBI's taxonomy places the organism in Eukaryota, Fungi, Ascomycota, Dothideomycetes, Pleosporales, Leptosphaeriaceae. The record is from RefSeq and is a predicted model, not a curated record.
AUGGCUCGAGCUGCAGGAUCCCGCGCCGCAAGCGCCAAGCCUGCGGAGUCGAAAGACAGUAACGAGGUCAAAGUCAAUGGCACCGGUACGUCACAGCUAUCCAAAGCUGUCCAGCCAAAGCUAAAGCGAGCGCCAGCUGCACGACGAGGCGCAAAGAAGGCCGAAGACGCGUCUGCGACCAACGGCAUCUCAGAAGAGCCUGAGCAGACGGAAGAGGCUGAAGAGCAGCCCAAGAAGAGUAGAGUCAACGCGUCCGAAGAAUUGUCAUGCGAUACUAAGACAACAACAGUCACUGCACGAGGAGGCCGCGCAAAGAAGGCAGACGCACCCGCCUCCGCCCCCGCUGCGCCAGCCAAAGCGACCAAGCGCAAGAAGGAUGAAGAGAGCGAGGCAGAGUCUGAGGAAGAACAAGUCGAAGAGAAGGCGCCGGCAGUGAAGAAGGCCAAGGUCGAGCAACCGAAGGCUGCGCCAAAGGCUCCAAAGGCCACCAAAGUCGCACAGGAGCCUGCGAAACCAUUGCCCAAGGGACCGCGACGCACAAAGAAGGGCAAGACAGAAAUCAAUGCGAUUCGCUAUACAGAACCACUCAAGGUCUUUGUCUUCGGCGAGGGCAGUUCUGGGGAGCUUGGCCUCGGCGCAACCAAAAAGGCCAUUGACGUCAAGCGCCCACGUUACAAUGAGCCUCUCUCCAACCUGAACGUCGUCAGGGUCGCCGCAGGUGGUAUGCACGUGGUUGCGCUGACCAAGGAUAAUAAGAUCUUGACAUGGGGCGUCAACGACAACGGCGCAUUAGGACGCGACACGUCUAAUGCCGAUGUCAAGAUGCGCGAUCUCGACGCUGACGACUCCGAUUCAGACUCUGAGGAUGAAUCUGGUGGUUUGAACGAUCUUGAAUCAACCCCUACAGCCGUGUCGGACGAGCACUUCCCAGAAGACACAGUUUUUGUGGAUAUUGCUGCUGGAGACAGCUGUUCCUUUGCACUGACGACAGAGGGUGCAGUCUACGGUUGGGGAACGUUCCGCAAAAAUGAAGGUAUUCUUGGUUUCGAGCGCGGCAACCACACUGCCAGGUUCCCAGUGUACAUUGAGAGUAUGAAGAAGGUCACCCAAAUUGCUUGCGGUACCAACCACGUCUACGCACUGGACAAAGAUCAACGCGUCUAUGCCUGGGGCUCUCCCACCGAACCGCAUUGGUUCCUCGAUGCCACUGUCAAGCGCCACAGCCAGAAGAUUGUUUCCAUCGCAUCAGGUGAUUACCAUGGUCUUGCCAUUGCAGAAGAUGGACACAUCUGGGCAUGGGGAGCCAACAAUUAUUGCGAGACAGGCUUUCCCGAUAACGCUGGCGCGGAUGAUGCCAGUCUUCUCACACCACGCAUCAUCCAUAGCCUAGAGGGCAAGGACGUCGCAUCUCUCGCCGGUGGCGCGCAUCACAACAUCGCCAUCACCAAGGACGGCCAAGUGCUCGUAUGGGGUCGUUGUGAUGGUUCACAAACCGGCAUUCCUGCCGACGUGCUCGCUGCUGAGGAGGAUCCCGAUAAGGUUCUCAAGAAUAAUGGCAAGCCCAAGAUCUUGGUUGAGCCUACGCCGAUCCCUAACCUCAAGGACAUUGUUGCUGGCUCAUGUGGGCCUGACCACACCAUUGUCAUUGACAAGAACGGCAAGGCCUAUGCAUGGGGAUUCUCUGCAAAUUAUCAAACCGGCCUGGGCACGGAUGACGAUGUCGAUGUUCCCACCUUGAUCGACAACACUGCCACACGGGACGAGAAGCUCACCUGGGUGGGCUGCGGUGGUCAAUACAGUAUCCUCGCUAGCAAAAAGUAG